Messenger RNA from Aspergillus glaucus CBS 516.65, 2378 nucleotides. RefSeq names its product SprT family zinc-dependent metalloprotease. The record is from RefSeq and is a predicted model, not a curated record. Gene Ontology annotation, cellular component: nucleus. The transcript is spliced from 2 exons. Lineage: Eukaryota; Fungi; Ascomycota; Eurotiomycetes; Eurotiales; Aspergillaceae. Bases 98 to 2272 code for a protein of 724 amino acids.
CCUUGUUUAUCUCUUAUUGAGCAUAGUGUACCCAAUAUUUUACGUUUCGACUGACUGAAACGACGAAGGGUAUCGUCGUUGAGAUACAGCUACAACCAUGGCGAGACUAAAUAACACGCCGUCACCGCGAAAACGCCAGGAACCACGGGUACCACUUGGAGCACAAGCAAAGCCAGAGCGUGAACUAAGCGAAUUCCCAUUGCCAAAGACCACGGGGAGCAGCACGAGCAGGGGCCUGUUUGCUGAAACACGGACGACAAAGAAUAAUGGAGCUACGAAGGGACCAUCUCUCGCAAGAACCCAAUCUCAAAAGAAGAGCAAAUCUUCGAUCGAUUUCCAAAUCUUCCCCGACAGUGAUGCCCUGUUUGACGACGAAGCCGAAGAAACCGAAGAAGAACACAGCACCGCCAGCGAAUCUCAUACCUCCUCACCAACAUUCUCUCCCUCCUCUUCUAUCGGCAGCAUCUCCUCCCACGACAAGACGAAGAACCCGCUAAAGCUCGCGCAUGUGAAUUCGAUGUUACUUCCGAUGCCAUCACCCCCGUCUCCAGUCCGUCAUCGCCGUCAGACCCGGAAGUCAGAAAUACUCGACUACGCGAAGGAGAACGAUCCGGUUGAGCAGCCGGGAGAUGAUGAUCUUGAGGCUGCGUCCUUAUCGAGGAGUUCGUCAGAUGCAUCUUCGCGACGGGAACCAGCACAGAGGAACGCACGCCAGACACUCGGAGGAAGGAAUCGGCAGCGUGAGACCGAAGAAGAAGAAUCUGGGGAUUCUGAGGACAAUGGCUCCGAUUUGGAAGGGUUUAUAGUCAGUGAUGACGAAGAUGUGAGCUUCAACGAUGCAUCGGAGAGCGAAUCAGCGGAAGAAGAAGAAAAGAUCCCUUCACCUCCACCCAAGCCAAGGAGACGGUUGAUGAGAGGCAGACGGCCAGGAUCCAUGGAGGAGUCAAAGCCAGAGCCAGAGCCUGAGCUAAAAGAGCCAAGGAGGAAGUCAUGGAAGGUGCCAAAGGAACAAUCACCCAUCAUGGAAACAAUGCCUUCUUUGGACCCUGGCCCUACGAGCACGCGGCUUUCUCAAGAAAGCUUCAAUAUCAAUGAAGAACUUGACAAUUUGAACCUGGGUGAUAAUGACAUUGAUCCUUCUUCUCAGCUUUUUAAUGACCUGAAUGAUGCUGUGAUAGAGCUGGAAACUCCCCCCAAGAAGCCGGCGUAUGAGCCGCCUAGACCGCAAACACCACCAUCGAGUCCAUCUAAGAACAACCAUCUUCGCUCUCCUACAAAAGACAGAGUCCGCAUACCCCCUACUCCAUUCCGCGAGAGUACCGACGCCUUCUGGAGCCAGGAGACGACCAACGACUGGGUCGACCAGCACUCGCCAAAGAAGCUCGACCAGCUGCUGCGUGAAUUCGAAGACUCAGACGACGAGCGCAACCGUGAGAAAUCAUUCGACAUCGUCCCUCGGAGCCGCAAUGUGAAGGGCAGAGAGCCCAAAUCGCCCAGUAAAACGGCACAGAAGAAAGCCGAAAUCGAGCAAAAGAAAGCCCUCAUAGCGCGCAAGAAGUCCUUCGACGACAAGAAAGCCGGCCUCGCAUACGACUUCCUCAAGGUUCUCGACAAUGCUGUCGCUGGUGGACAGGUCCAAGAGAUGGCCAAGGAAACCGGCGGCGUGAACAUUGCCUGGAGCAAAACCCUUCAGACAACCGCCGGCCGUGCAACCUGGAAAAGAGUCCGCAUAACCGACGACGAUGUCGGUAAACCAACCAAGCACCACGCAACUAUCGAACUAGCGGAACGUAUAAUCGACAGCGAAGACCGGCUGAUCAACACCCUCGCGCACGAGUACUGCCAUCUGACUAACAACAUGAUAUCUAAAGUCUACAACAACCCUCACGGAGCGAGCUUCAAGCAAUGGGGUCUGAAAUGCAAACAGGCCCUACAGGACCACCCCGUCUACGCUGGCCGUAUCGAAGUCACCACCAAGCACAACUACAAGAUCGACUACAAGUACGUCUGGACCUGUGUUGAUUGCGCGCAGAACUACGGACGCCACUCAAAGAGUAUCGACCCGACUAAGUCGCGGUGUGGUCGGUGCCGGGGUAUUCUGCAACAGAUCAAGCCUAAGCCGCGGAAUGUGUCACCGAAGAAGAAGCCGGCCGCUGGUGCUAGUAGUGGCGUUGGAAUUGGCGCUAGUGGUGCUGCUGCUCGUCUUUCGCCGGUUGACACGAAGGCUGUUGAUGAUGUGAUGCAGGUUCUUGGGGGCGUUAGCCUGCAUUGAUGUGGAUUGUUUUUCUUUUGUCAGAUCACUCAUUACAUUACUGUUUAAUAGUCUGUCUUUACAGCGUUGUUUCCUUUUUUUUUUUUUUUUCCAGUUAUGCUCCGAC